AUUUUAUCAAUACUAACGGCUUUAUGGGUGGGUGUGAGUGCAAUGUACGAGGUACCCGUAAAGAAUGGGAAUGUCUGGGGAGAUACAAGGACUGCACGGAAAAUGAAAGGAUGGUGCGUGUUCGAACUGAACGAAUCCAGAGACGCGGGAGAAAUUAAAAUAGACCUCAUCUUUAACAAACCUACUAGAAAUCUUCAGAUAUGGAUCAUGAACAUCGACAAAAUACUAAAUAAGGGACGGGCAUAUGAAUUAUCAAGCAAAUAUCCAUAUUCCAACACGAUGCUUAAAGUAGAAUUCAUUUUGACAUACAGAGGUAACAAGAAGAGGUUUCCGAAGGGAAGAUGCAUCAGUAACAUAACACCACCAUCUACAACAACACAAUCACCCACUACGCAUGCGUCAGCGUCACCACAAGCAAGUACCACGUCAGUUACACAACAACCCACUGCAACGUCAGGACCACGAUCAUCUACAACAGCAAUAUCAGGAUCAUUUCCUGACGUCAUACCGAUAUCCGUAGAGGGACAACAUUGGAGUGUUGGAAAUCGCUAUAGAAUGACCGGAGUCUGUACAUUCCAGAUUAACCCAGUUCUUAACUCCUAUAAUAUCAUGGUGGAAUUUGACAAAGAAACUUCUGACAUGACGGAUUGGACAAUGGAUAUUGAAAAUCAACAGACAAACGGGCUAUGGUAUAAGUUAAAAAGCAGAUGGCCUGCGAGGCAAAAUGAAAUCAAUUUGAGGUUUCAAGUUGACUUCGAUACUCUUCCUAUGCCAACUGGAACGUGUACUAUUAAUAGAAAUGGCCAAACUCUGACACCCAGACCUUCAACUUCAAUGCCAACACCAACCACCAAAGCACCAACACAGCAACCUUCGACAGCGGCCCCAACACAGCAACCUUCGACUGCAGCACCAACACAGCAACCUUUAACUGCAGCACCAACUCAACAACCCUCAACUGCAGCACCAACACAGCAACCUUCCACUGCAGCACCAACACAACAACCCUCAACUGCAGCACCAACAACUCAGCAACCUUCAACUGCAGCACCAACACAGCAACCUUCAACUGCAGCACCAACACAGCAACCUUCGACCGCAGCACCAACACGACAACCUUCAACUGUAGCACCAACAAAACGACCCUCAACAGCAGUGCCAACACAACCGCCUACUACUGAAGCACUUACAGGUAGGUCAUGUAAUAAAAUUACUUUGGAAAACCUACGUAGAUGA
Molecule: messenger RNA, 1236 nt
Organism: Saccostrea cuccullata (small rock oyster)
Lineage: Eukaryota; Metazoa; Mollusca; Bivalvia; Ostreida; Ostreidae
Product: mucin-2-like
Exons: 3
Coding region: 43-1236 (397 amino acids)
Source: RefSeq, a predicted model, not a curated record